Molecule: messenger RNA, 1506 nt
Organism: Naegleria lovaniensis
Lineage: Eukaryota; Heterolobosea; Eutetramitea; Acrasida; Naegleriidae
Exons: 2
Coding region: 1-1506 (501 amino acids)
Source: RefSeq, a predicted model, not a curated record
AUGUCUCGACAAGAAACAAGUGUUGUUAAAGAAGACGAGCUUCAAACAACCACGACUUGCGAUACUCAAGAUCUUGAGGAACCCAUUCCAAUGAAACACAAGCCAACUAUUUUAGAGGAGUUUUUAACAUCUUCCUAUCAUUCCUAUGUAGAGGUAAUAAAACCUUUUGAAAUGAAUCAUCGUUCGGAUUUUGAAAAGCUGUCUGCGUUGCUCGCACGCAAAUCCACUGCCUCCAAAACACAACAUCAAUCCCUUGUAGAACGACUUGAAACCUUACUCGAAAAAGUAUCAGUCAGCAGUCUUUCCGGAGUCGACGAUCACAAGAGUCUCUCCACUUCUCUCAACCAUUCCUUCUUCGAGUUUAGAAAUAUCAGAGACAUGUUCAACAAUGACAUUGACUCAAACAUGAGCAUCGUGAGUGAGGAAGAUGUUGCCAUUCUUGCCUCUCAUUGUCUCUACAUGCUUGAAUACUAUAAUACCAUAUCGAGUGAAUUUAGAGACCAAAAAAAACUCUUACUUGUGUUGAGAGUUAUUGUCAAUUAUUCAGAAAAUAAUCCAACAACGAAUACACUGAGAAGAGAGCAACUCAAACGAAGAGCAAAGUUUAUGAAUCAUAUAUUGUCCGAGUCUGAGAGAUUUCAACAAUUACUUUGUAAAUUCAUGACAUUCUCUAAUGAUCCUAAUGAUAAGGUUCAAUAUCUGUGCGCUAAAUGUUUGAGUAAUUUCAUGAAAAAUCAAUCAAAAGUGUUGAAUCAGAAUGAGGGUGUGACUGGUCAGCAGCAACAGAAAAAAGUGUUUGCGUUGAAUGUAGAUACUCUUCGAGUGAUUGGCAUGUGUUUGGAAACACUGUGUGACAAGUUGCUUGUGAAAAAUGCUGAGACCUUUGUUCAUGUCCAUUUCUAUCAAUUGUUGAUUAACAUCUUGUAUGAUCAUUAUAUUGAACUUCAUGGUGUAGAGAUGAGUAUCCGUCAUGAAGAACCUAGUCGUCAAGAGGUCGUAGAUUUGUAUGUUCAUACUCAGGUGAAAAAAUUGCUCAAUUGUACCAAUCAAAAUUCAACAUUUGUGAAAUGUCUAUCUCUGAUUCAGAAACAUGUCGAGAAAAUGAUUACUUCCAAUGAGAGUGAUAGUUGUGCAUUGAAUUCUAACGAUAUUUCCAAAUUGGUUAGGUCGUUACUACAUGAGGAGGCAAACGUUAUUCAAUUAGCUUCUGAAUUGUUGUUGAGAUUCAGCGAUACACUCACUGAAGAAAAUAAGGAGACCAUUGUGACAUGCCUCUUUUCACAUAAUUUGGUAUGCUUCAACAGAAAUCAAACUCAGAGUGCAUACAAGGCUAGUGUGAAUGCACUAAUAGAAUGGUCCACUCGUGAUACGUACUUGGAGGAAAAACUGUCGAGCUUUGUAAAUGAUCCAGUAGUGGCAGAGUCCUAUGAUCGUGCCAUAGUUUCUAUUCGAAACGAUAGAGAACAAUACAAGUUACACUGUGAUCGUGUCAAACGUCUUGUGUAG